AUGUCCAGCACAAGACCAGACCUUAAGUUUUCAGACACCGUGGAUGAACGCCUGUUCUACCGCAAGUUUCUGAACCUUCCACCAAAGGACCUGCAAAAUAUUGUCAGGGUGGUCGAUCAUAAAGACUACUUCUCCGCCUUAGGUGACGAUGCUAACUUGGUGGCUGAGGCCAUUUAUAAAACACUGCUGGUCUUGAAAACAGCCAAUUCUACCGUCUAUGUCACCAUCUCCCCACAAGUGUUCGCUUCCUUGGCCCGGUAUUGUUUAGUUGACAACUCUUACAAACUUGAAGUUUACAACAAACAGUUCCAAUUGCUCUUGACAGCCACUCCCGGAAACUUGGAGCCAUUAUCGCUCGAGUAUGGCAUUGACUUGGAGUCAAUGCUCCGUGAUGCCCUGACACCAAUGGUGGCAAGUAUGAAGUUUGUAUCAAAUGCAUCGCUGAAGAAGGUGGGUGUAUGCUUAGUGGACUUGCUGAACAAAGCCAUCCAGGUUUGUGAAUUCGAUGAUAACGAUUUAUUUUCCAACUUGGAGCUGUUAUUCUUGCAAGUUAAUGUCAAGGAAGUCAUAGUUCCGCUGUCAUAUAAUCCCGAGAACAGUGAUGGAGCUUCAGCUGACGUUAUUAAGCUUUUCCAGGUUUUAAAGAAGAUUGGUUCUCUAGUCAUUGGCUCUGUCAAACCAUCAUUGUAUUCCACCAAGGACAUUGAUCAAGAUUUGACCAAAAUUGUCACCUCUGACUCGAUUGACCCCGAUGCUACCAACAAUAUCGAGUUAGUGUUGGCUUCCAAGGGUAUCAACUCUUCUGAGUACUCGUUAUCACUUUCGUGUUGCAAUUCGCUCAUUCAUUACCUAAACUUGCUUGGAGAUGACUCACCCUCCUUUUCGAUUGACAAGUACAACCUUUCCACAUACAUGAAGUUGGACUCAUCUACUAUGAAAGCUCUCAACAUCUUCCCACAAUCCAGUUCUGUGAUUGGAUCUAAACUGGCUACUGUGACCUCCAUAUUCGAGCUUUUGAACAAAUGCAAAACGGCUGCUGGCACCAGAUUGCUUUCUCAGUGGCUUAAGCAACCACUUACGGACUUGCAAGCCAUCUUGGAUCGUCAGGCGUUGGUUGGUCAUUUUAUUUCCGAUACUAGCUUGCGUGUAUUCGUUUCACAAGAAUGGCUCUCUCAGGUUCCUGACGUAAAAAGAUUGCUCAAAAAAAUUUCGAAUGGUGUGAAAAGAGCCAGUGGUAAUGAGAACAAGAAAUUGGAAGAUGUGGUGCGUUUGUACCAACUUGUUACUAUCUUGCCUGAAUUGAUGAAUAUGCUUCAGAUGUCGGUCGAAGAUUGCAAGGAUACUCAUAUUCAGUCGUUGUUGAAGGAGUACUGGUUGGAGCCAGUCUCAAAGGACCAUACUUCAUUGCUCAAAUAUCAAGAAUUGGUCGAAACUACCAUUGAUCUAUCACCUUUGGACAGUCUGUCUUCAUACGAUCUUUUGCACAAGGACUUCAACAUUCGUCCUGAGUUUGAUGAGUCUCUCAUUGUCAUCAACAACAACUUACAGAGUACUUCGGACAAGAUCAAGAAGACCCACCAAGAAGUGGCCGAUGACUUGAACAUCGAUAUCGAGAAGAAAUUGAAAUUGGAAAAGCACCAGAUUCAUGGUUGGUGUUUCAGAGUGACUCGUAUUGACUCGUCUAUCUUGAGAAACACAGGAGACAAGUAUAUCGAACUUCAAACGGUCAAGGCAGGAGUUUUUUUCACAACUAAGAAGUUGAGAGCUUUAUCUCAACAGUACAUGGAUUAUUCCAGCGAGUACAACUCGAAGCAGAAAGAAUUGAUCAAAGAGAUUCUUUCGAUCACUGUUACUUACCAAUCUGUAUUCUUGCGGUUAUCAUUGGCAUUAAGCACCUUGGACAUUCUUUCAGCAUUCGCCAAUGUGGCUAUUUUUGCUCCUACUCCACUUGUGAAGCCAAAAUUGCAUGCAAUGGCUGAAGAAACGGAUAAUGUUGCUUUCAGUGAGAGACGCAUAAAGUUGAAGGAUGCUAGACAUCCAGUACUCGAGGUUCAGGACGAUGUUAACUUCAUUGCUAAUGAUGUUGAACUUGCCAAUGAAGGUGGAAGUCCUUUCGUUAUUAUUACAGGCCCCAACAUGGGAGGUAAAUCCACGUAUAUCAGACAAGUUGGAGUCAUUGCAUUAAUGAGUCAGAUUGGAAGCUACAUUCCAUGCGAGGAAAGUGAAGAGGCUCCAGAGUUACCAGUUUUUGAUGCCAUUUUGUCUCGUGUGGGUGCUGGAGAUUCGCAAUUAAAGGGCCUUUCUACAUUCAUGAUCGAAAUGCUAGAAACUUCGCUGAUUUUGGCUACUGCCACUCAAAAUUCGUUGAUUAUUAUUGACGAGUUAGGACGAGGUACCAGUACUUAUGAUGGUUUCGGCUUGGCAUGGUCUAUUAGUGAACAUUUGAUUACCUCCAAGAGGUGCUUUACUUUGUUCGCAACGCAUUUCCAUGAAUUGACCAAGUUGGCAGAGAAAUAUGAAGGAAAGGUGCAGAAUUUGCACGUUGUCGCCCAUAUUGAGAAGAAUGACGAACAGAAGGAGGAAGAUGAUAUCACAUUGAUGUACAGGGUCGAACCAGGAAUCUCGGACAAGUCUUUUGGUAUUCAUGUUGCAGAGUUAGUGAAGUUUCCUACCAAGAUCAUCAACAUGGCCAAGAGAAAGGCAUCAGAGCUCCAGCACAUUAAUGUGGGAUCAGAUAUUGAUCCGUACGUUAACGGUAAAAGAACCAAAUGCUCGAAUGAGGAAGUCAGCAUUGGUGUGGAUAAAUUGAAACAAAUCCUUCUUUCUUGGAAGGAGCAGUGCGUCGACCCUAAGACACAACAAUGUAAAGUAUCAUCAGCUGAAGCAAUUGAGACGUUGAGGGGAUUGGUUGAUGGCCAGUACAAGCAUGACGCUACUAGCGAUAAAUUUAUUCAGGAAGUUCUCAGCAUGCUCUAA
This is a messenger RNA of Sungouiella intermedia, 2976 nucleotides long. NCBI's taxonomy places the organism in Eukaryota, Fungi, Ascomycota, Pichiomycetes, Serinales, Metschnikowiaceae. The record is from the annotation of a GenBank genome assembly.